CACCUUUAUCAACGAGCAGUUAAUCCUGCUGAAGAAACUUUCACAGUCUAAAGAAAUUUGAGGUAGAGAUAUUAGGACCCGAUAGAUGGCAGUAGUGCAAAAAUAGUGGAUUCAAGCUGCCGUUAAAACCAAGAAGAAGAAGAAGACGAAGACGAAGACAGCACAUGGUCUGUUUAGUUGAAUCUUCCAGUGUUUCUCUAAAAAUGUCUUCAGUCCAUCUUAAACGAGUUUAUCAACGAGCGGUUAAUCCUGCUGAAGAAACUUUCACAGAGUUUAAAGGAAUCAUCGUCAAGUCGGAGGACGAGAUGGACGAUCAGCGCAGACUGCUGGAUUUCUCCAGGACUUCCCGGAUUAUCUUACACCGGAUAGAUUCCCUGCGGUGUAACAUUUAUAAGAAGGAGAGGAGAUCCACUCUGGACCAGGAGGAGUUAGAACCUCUGCAGGUGAAACAAGAACAGGAAGAACCAGAAGAUCAGCAGAUAAAAGAAGAGCAGGAGGAUCUAAAAUACCAGCAGAUAAAAGAAGAGCAGGAGGAUCUAGAACACCAGCAGAUAAAAGUGGAAGAGAAAGAAGUUUACUGCAGUCAGGGUGAAGAACAGGUUGAGUUAAAACAGGAGACUGAUACCUGCAUGUUGGUUCCUGUUGAUGAGCAAACAUCCCACACUGAAUCAGAACUAAACAGGAAUCAAGUCAUCUUCCAGGAAUCUGCUGAAAUUGAGAACCAAAAUCAGGAAAGAAGAAAACCUUUCUCAUGUGUGACUUGUGGAAAAUGUUUUAGUCUAAAAUGGAGUUUAACUCGGCACAUGAGGAUUCACACUGGUGAAAAGCUGUUUUCAUGUGUGACCUGUGGAAAAAGUUUUUAUGAAAAACCGAAUUUAACUAGGCACAUGAGGAUUCACACUGGUGAAAAGCCGUUUUCAUGUGUGACCUGUGGAAAAAGUUUUAGUCACAGAUGGAAUUUAACUCGGCACAUGAUUAUUCACACUGGUGAAAAGCCGUUUUCAUGUGUAAAUUGUGGAAAAAGUUUUAGUCAAAAACAGAAUUUAACAAAGCACAUGAUGAUUCACACUGGUGAAAAGCCGUUUUCAUGUUGGAGCUGUGGAAUAAGUUUCAGUCAAAAAGAGCAUUUAACUGGGCACAUGAUGAUUCACACUGGUGAAAAGCCGUUUUCAUGUGUGACCUGUGGGAAAGGUUUUAGUGGAAAAAACGGCUUAACUCGGCACAUGAUUAUUCACACAGUGUUUCCUCCUCCUGGAGCUGCUGCCUGGUGGCGGUUCACAGCGAACAGUGGGGAAGAGGAAGCGCUGCAGGAGUAUUUAUACAGGUGA
Messenger RNA from Poecilia latipinna (sailfin molly), 1328 nucleotides. Its product is annotated as zinc finger protein OZF-like. Gene Ontology annotation, molecular function: DNA-binding transcription factor activity, RNA polymerase II-specific; RNA polymerase II cis-regulatory region sequence-specific DNA binding. Lineage: Eukaryota; Metazoa; Chordata; Actinopteri; Cyprinodontiformes; Poeciliidae. The transcript has 4 exons. Bases 165 to 1328 code for a protein of 387 amino acids. The record is from RefSeq and is a predicted model, not a curated record. Gene Ontology annotation, biological process: regulation of transcription by RNA polymerase II.